Messenger RNA from Amphimedon queenslandica, 1219 nucleotides. RefSeq names its product 1-phosphatidylinositol 4,5-bisphosphate phosphodiesterase gamma-1-like. Gene Ontology annotation, biological process: cell migration; enzyme-linked receptor protein signaling pathway. The record is from RefSeq and is a predicted model, not a curated record. Gene Ontology annotation, molecular function: receptor tyrosine kinase binding; signaling adaptor activity. The transcript has 7 exons. Lineage: Eukaryota; Metazoa; Porifera; Demospongiae; Haplosclerida; Niphatidae. Gene Ontology annotation, cellular component: cytoplasm. The coding region runs from base 43 to 1119 and encodes 358 amino acids.
AUUGCAUAUAAACAGUACUGUUUUUCUUUGUCUAUAGCUGAUAUGAAGAAAGAAAAGCAGGUUCUUUUCAAUCAAGUGAAAUUAUUAUCUGAGAAAGAUGAGGCUAAAGAGAAAGAGCCUAACGUUGGAGAUCCUGAAAAGAUGAAAGAACCCACUGAGAAAAAAAUAUUACCAAUUGACACACUCCUCUUUGACCAACCGUUAGUAAAAUUCUUUAUACUUAAUAACAGUGCAGUUGCACUAACUCUAUUUUCUCCUAUUCCUCACAGUUGGUUUCAUGCUGAGUUAACUAGGGAAGAUGCUGAAAUGUUGCUGGAUGAUUACCAACACAUUCCAGGAGCUUUUCUUGUCAGAGAAACUACAAGGAGUAUACACUGUGCCAUAUCAUUUAUUUUUCGACGAAUGUGUAAUCAUGUGAUGAUUCAUCAAAAAUUGGAGAGAGAUAACAUGAAGUUUUAUCUUCACCUUGAUUUGAAGUUUGAUUCAAUUAUUGAACUGAUUGAGUAUUAUCGUCAAUAUCCAAUUAUUACUCUAUAUUUCAGUCAAGUGCUCACUAUUGCUGUCCCUAAAAUAGAUGCAUAUGAAGCAAGACCAUGGUUCAAUUAUGUUUCUAAAAUGGAAGCUGAGCUUAUGUUAAAAAGUGAUGUGUCACUUGAUGGUACUUUCUUAGUGCGUCCAUCUAGUCAAGGAUUUGAGGAUGGAAAGGAGGCAUUUGCUAUUACCUUAAGAGCUAAUGAUAAAAUACAUCAUAUCAGAAUUAUUAAGGAUAGGGAGCAGUUCACAAUUGGAGGAGAUACCUUUGACAGCUUAAUAGAAUUGAUAUACUAUUAUAAAUAUCAACCAAUUUAUCAUGGCACUAAGCUUGCACAUCCUAUUAACAAAGAGAUACUAGAGCAGAAAAACCCUCAUUGGCAUCCAUAUGAUUCUAUUAAAGAGCCUCCUGUCACAGUAUGUGCAUCAUACGACUUUAAAGCAACGGGAGCAAAUGAGCUCUCAUUUCAACGCGGAGCCCUUAUCACUAAUGUUGAGAAGAUGGAGGGAGGCUUGUGGAUUGGGGAGUAUAAAGGAUCUAGAGGUUGGUUUCCUGCAAGUUAUGUCAGAGAGAUACAAAUUUCUUAGUUGUCAUUGAACAUUUACAUGCAUAACUUUAUUUUUUGUGAUAUGACUUCUUUUUAUUAUGAAAUUAUGCGCAACCAUUAUUGCAAUUUUAAGCUGAAAA